Molecule: messenger RNA, 765 nt
Organism: Mesocricetus auratus (golden hamster)
Lineage: Eukaryota; Metazoa; Chordata; Mammalia; Rodentia; Cricetidae
Gene: Pigy
Product: phosphatidylinositol glycan anchor biosynthesis class Y
Exons: 2
Coding region: 416-631 (71 amino acids)
Source: RefSeq, a predicted model, not a curated record
GCGGGUCGGCUCCAUCGCGGGACCUGGGCUUCUCGCCCCGCCCCCUGCAGGGCAUUUGACUGGGCCGCUGGCCGAGGAUGCCCCGCCCCCGUGGAGCGGCGACCGUCACGGCUGGGCGCCGCCGGGACCGGGAGCCGUGUGGGCCGCGGACGCUUCUCAUACAGUUAAGAAUCCUUUACCCUGCCCUGCGGGGGACACGUGGGUUGUCUGCAGUCGCCGCGUGGGAAGGCUGAUCAGAGGAGGCUGAGGAGCACGCACCUCCGGCCCCGGGCUGCUGGGGUCCCUUGUGUGUCCUCGGGAGGCAUGGCGGCGUGCCUGGAUGGAUGAGGAGUCAACAGGAGCGGACCAGCACAAGAGCGGAACUCUGAACCCAACCGAGUUUCCUCGACACUGUGUCUCCUAAGAGGGGAGGAGGAUGUUCCCGUCUCUGCCCACCCUGACUGUCCUCAUCCCGCUGGUCUCACUGGCUGGCCUGUUCUACUCCGCCUCCGUGGAGGAAGGCUUCCCUCAGGGCUGCACCAGCGCCAGCAGCCUGUGUUUCUACAGCCUGCUCCUGCCCGUCACCGUGCCGGUGUACGUGUUCUUCCACCUGUGGACCUGGAUGGGGUUGAAGCUCUUCAGACAUAAUUAGUGCAGCGCCCUUGCACGGGAGCUUCCUGGACCUUGGUUCUGACCUCAAGGGUUUCAGAUUCUGAUGUCAGGGCUGUAGCAGAAUAACAUGUGGAAUAAAAUGUCUUGGGUGAGGAAGAACACCACCAGCCUUUA